AUGGCCGCUGCAGGAAGCACGAGUGCCGGUACAAUUUUGCAGAAACUUGGCUUGAAACCGAUUACGAAAUGUAGCCUCGUCAAAUUUUACGCUCCUGCUUUCGGUGUCGCCUCGUACACCGCGUUGUCUAUUAACGUAAUGAAUCCGAGCCUUGUCAUCAGGGUAUUCCCGAAGAAAGAUAUUACAAAUUUCUUAUUGGGAAGUGCUCUUCUUGGCACUGGUUCUUACAUAUACACCCGUGAUCACUUGAAAACUGCUCCCACAUGUGUAAAAAUUUUGUACAGUACUGCUGGCGCUAUAUUGCUGAGCUUUGGAUCAGUUUUAGUAUGGGCAGUACUUCGAUCUGUUGUACCACCUAAUCCAACUCUAUGUACAGUAAUUGGCAUCAGUUCUGGGCUUGCAUUCAUCAAAGUUGGUUCCAGUUAUCUAAACUUUGUUGAUGAACAGAUACCAAAGAAGUAG
Molecule: messenger RNA, 462 nt
Organism: Heterotrigona itama
Lineage: Eukaryota; Metazoa; Arthropoda; Insecta; Hymenoptera; Apidae
Source: the annotation of a GenBank genome assembly